AUGGAUUUUUGGUCCCGAAUCAUCGGCGGAACUGGAUCCUCCCCAAACAAACCCCGUCCCACCAAUACACCCGCGGAACGUCUUGCGGCUUUCAAAAGAACCUGUAAUGCCUUGCAGCAAACAUGGCGAACGUCAAGUCCACUCGCCUCAAACGAAAGUGCGGCGGAUCAAUGCCGCAAUUGCUUGCAGCGCCUGAACAGUCUGCUGGAUGAGGAAUCCAAGAAGACAGCACCCUACUCCUGCCUUGUCUAUGCCGCAUCCACCCAGCUCUACAUCAUUGUCACCAAGCUUGCCCUGUCUUCGCAAGAUUCGGAAGUCAUCAACGAAGCAGCUCGCUUCUUCCAUAUAUUGAUCGAUGGCGAGGUCGAAGGAGUACUGGACAGCAAGCUGUUUGCUAGGUCGUUGGUCGACCUGGUGAAGAGGACGAUAGGCACCAAGAUCAUCACAUUGAGUGAGCAAGAAGAGGGUGACUUGGUCGAGCUCUUGUUUGGGAUAACAACGAAGAUCCGGCUAGAUCCUGAAAUGCUUCCGGCAUGGUUCUACCCUUCACACAGUCCCGAGACUAUUGAACGACUUGCCACGAAAGACGCUGAGUUUGCCGGUGCUACAAGGAGGACCGACUUUCCUCUCUUCUACCUCCUCAUCGAUUACGUUCACCACGAUGGGAGAACAGGGGAUUUUGCCCGCACUGGCCUGCUCUAUCUUACCGAUACGGCCUCAAAAUCGAAAGAGCUGGAGAGGUGGAUGAUUGAAAGCGAUCUUGCUACGCUGAUGGCUAGCGGACUGGGAGCGUUGUACAGUCGAUUAAGCCGGAGGUUGCCUUCGAUCAUGGAUAGAGAAGAGCUACCACCAAUAUUGGCGCUUUCAGACCACACGUCUGGCUCAGAUGACACGGGCAUUCCGACAGAGAAUUUUCGACAGGAUAUGGAUGCAUUUCUUUCGUAUCUACUUUUUUGGCAGGAUACUCUCAACCAUUGCCAGUCUGUCGAGGUCAAAGAUACUCUACUUGACCACUUCCAAGUAUUGUUCCUUCAACAACUACUUUAUCCAUCUCUUUUGGAGUCAUCCGACAUAAAUGGAGGUUCAACUGCAUCCGUCGUCAUCUAUUUAUACCAAAUCCUGGAGUGUUUGGAAAAUCCAGAUCUGGUAGGUCGGAUUCUCAAAUAUCUGCUUGCUUCCAAAGAUCAGGCCAUUAAUCGCGCGGAAUCACGAAAGCAGAGAAUGUCUUUCAGCCGCCGAAAAUCGCUGGACGCAUUGACGGCUUUGGAACAGGGGCGAGACAAUCCUUCGCCCGAUCUAUUCAACCUUUUGGAUCUGGUCAUGAUGAGCUUGAAGUCAAAACAUCCACAAACUGUUACUGCUGCCUUAAAACUCGUGUCCGUUACCCAGCAACGCCAUCAUCAUUAUGCUUGGGCCUCGCUCAUCCACACUCGGGAGGAAGACCCUAACUUGCCGUUGCGAAAAUUGUCCGAGCUGAAUGCUCAUUUGCAAGGUCUGAUGACUCUGCCGCUAAUCAUCUUGAACGACGGACGUCUCGAUCAAUCCUAUAGUGAAAUCUUGAAAGACGUGCUCAGCUCGCUGGAGACUCACAGCUGUUCGGCACAGUCGGCUCAAAAAGAGACUCUUGAUGAAUAUCAGGGGACGUAUAUGUUGAUUUUGGAGGAUGGCGUACUUAUGAACCAGAUCGAGGUUCUGCUCACCUCCUUUUUUGCAAAUGACACCAUGACGAAUCUGGCCCUGACCGAGGCAAUCAUGUGUAUAGCUUCUUGUAGAUUGACGCGUCUAGAUGGCUGGCUUUUACCUCGACCAUUUCAGGACGGCAAACCCACAAUCACCUCGAUCCUCGAAGGAUUGAUCGAUCAAGUUCGUCAGUGGAAGCAUCAAACACCAGGAUGGGACAGUCUGAUUGCUUCCCAAAAGAGCAACCUGAACGAUCAGGACAUGGAAGAUGCCGAUGCCCCAUCAUUGCCAGCUAGCUUACGGCUUUCAACAGAUGUGGGCCGUUCUUCUCCAGCACCCACUCCAACCCGCCAGUCGAUCGAGGUCUCAAGUCAGCCGGCGACAAGUCGUGGACGUCGGUCUCCUCGAACACUACAUUCUGAAGGUUUCGGCUCCAUUGAUGGAUCAGUCGCAUCUUCACCCAGUCCAAUGAACCGCCUGCAAAGACCUCCUUACCUUGAUUCACCACUACGACAGAGUCUGUUCCUGCCACCAUCUGGUUCCUCACCAACAAGCCAAGCAACAUCCCGCAGUGCUUCCAACACACUUGAUCUACUACAGACUCGCCUCGCAAUACCAACCCCCUACCCUGUCACCUCGGCUCAGCAAUCUAAAUCUAUCUUCCUCGACCGCGCCCUGAAAGACCACGACUCGGUCACUAGUGAAGACGCCAGUGCCUCCGGUAUUGGCACGCCGAGCGAACAGGGUAGUUAUGAUCGUGUUGGUGAGCGUGGUGAUGACAAUUCAAUGACAACACCCACUGUCAGUCUGGGUCAUGUACUUGUCAAUGCCAUUAUCCUGCAGGAAUUUAUCCUGGAGAUUGCGGCGGUGGUGCAGCUGAGGGCGUGUCUGUGGGGGGAGGUUGAAGUCUAA
Endocarpon pusillum Z07020 is the source of this 2592-nucleotide messenger RNA. RefSeq lists its product as uncharacterized. The record is from RefSeq and is a predicted model, not a curated record. The transcript is spliced from 3 exons. The coding region runs from base 1 to 2592 and encodes 863 amino acids. NCBI's taxonomy places the organism in Eukaryota, Fungi, Ascomycota, Eurotiomycetes, Verrucariales, Verrucariaceae.